Messenger RNA from Pelecanus crispus (Dalmatian pelican), 305 nucleotides. It is a transcript of the gene MRPL51, whose product is annotated as mitochondrial ribosomal protein L51. The record is from RefSeq and is a predicted model, not a curated record. Gene Ontology annotation, biological process: translation. Gene Ontology annotation, molecular function: structural constituent of ribosome. NCBI's taxonomy places the organism in Eukaryota, Metazoa, Chordata, Aves, Pelecaniformes, Pelecanidae. Gene Ontology annotation, cellular component: mitochondrial large ribosomal subunit.
UCAAGGAGCCCCCGAAGCCCAAGCAGGUGGAUCGAUGGACGGAAAAACGGGCCUUGUUCGGGGUCUACGAUAACGUGGGGAUCCUGGGUGGCUUCCAGAUGCACCCCAAGAACCUCAUCGUAGGGCCCAAGUGGCUGCAAGGCUGGCGGGGGGACGAGGUGGGGGGGGAUCCGCAAGGAGGAGAGAGGUGCAUCCGCAAGAAGCAGAUGGUGGGAGAUCGGAUGUUUGUAGAGGACUACCACAAACUCAACAAGAGGAUCCGGUACUUGUACAGGCGCUUCAAUCGUACCGGGAAGCACCGCUAG